This is a messenger RNA of Apis laboriosa (Himalayan honeybee), 6184 nucleotides long. It is a transcript of the gene tyf, whose product is annotated as probable serine/threonine-protein kinase DDB_G0282963. The transcript is spliced from 10 exons. Bases 717 to 4688 code for a protein of 1323 amino acids. Lineage: Eukaryota; Metazoa; Arthropoda; Insecta; Hymenoptera; Apidae. The record is from RefSeq and is a predicted model, not a curated record.
UAAAAUAACUUUUUUCAUUAUUUCAUUAUUUUUAUGUUUUUCCUUCAAUAAAUAUAUGAUUUGAAUAUAAGAUAAAUAUUUGCUUAUUAUACAAGCAGUACAGUUUCAAUUUUUUGAAAUAACGUACUCUAUAGUCGACAGUUGUAAUUAGAGGUGACAAGUAGAUCUGAAAUAACCUCAACAAUGAAAAAUCGUUGAUAUCAAAAUAGACAUAUGAAUUAUGUUUUCAAACUUAUCAUACGUAAGCAGAAGUGUAUAAAUUAAUUAAAAAUAUAUGGAGAAUCAUUAAAACAAAAGUUGAAAGACAACAGUUUUCUGAUUGAUCGACAGUCACGACAUUAGAUGGUGGACGGUGCCAUUUUUAUCACUUUCAUAGCGCGCAUGGUACGCGCGGAAAAUUGAGUAUAUUAAAAAAAUUAUCAAUUGAAUCUCACGGUUUAAAUACAAAUAAUUAUUAUUGUUUAUGUAUGUAUAUUUUUCGACUUCAAUUGUAUAUUAAAAUUGUGUAUAAAUUAAAUCGAUUAGGCUUAACCUAAUGUGACGGUAUAGUGCAGAAUGCUUUCGUUUACAUGGACGUGAUGGUUUCAAUAAUUUCAUAAAUAAACAGAAUCAUCAAAAUUAAAGUGAUACGAUAUGCAAAAAUUACAAGUUAUUCUCUGUAAUCAAAUAAAAUGGGUCGUUAGACCUUAAAAUCACCAAAGAAAAAUGAUAAAAAUAUGAGCACAGCGGAUAUAACGCUGUCAGUUUCAGUCAAAAUGGCCCCAGGGCCAGAACAUCGCCAAGAACCAAUAGCACCUGACAAAAGUGCUGAAAAUAACAAUAGUGAAAUCUCUAAUGAAAGAGAUAAUAUUGAAAAUUCAGUGAUAGUUGUUGAGACUGUUAAUAACCAGAAUUCGAAUACAGAAUGUGCUUCAACGAACACUGACAUCAAUUCAGAUUCGACAACCCAAAGUGUACCAACUUGCAUUACUUCUGACAAUAAACAGGAAGAACCAGCUACUUUAUCUACAUUAAAUGAAGGUGAACUACGUGCACUAUUGGAUGAAGCUAUAACUUAUAAGUGUCCAAAAGAUCGUGAAGGAAAAUCAAGUCUUUUUAAAGAGUUACUUCAAGAAGCAGAAGCUGAUGAAACUGAGGAAGGUUGUAGAAUAAUAACUAAUUCACGUUGUUUACCUGGAUCAAAUCGUAGAAGACAUAAAAGAGAUUCUGUAUCUGAGAGAUUAACACAUGGAGGCUCAUUACAAAAUUUAGCACAACCUAUUACUUCAGAAUUUGAUAGUAGUUUUGCUUAUUUAACAUCUGGAUCUAGCUAUACUUACGGAGGAAACAGGAGAAAAAAUAAAAAAUAUACAGGAUCUAAUGUAUCUGCAAGACAAAGAGAAGGUGGUUCAUUACCCUCAAAUGUUAAUGCAUCACACAGUCUUGCUUCAUUGGCUAAUUUAGAUUUAUUAUUUGAUAAAAAAAAGGGAUUCUGUGAAGAAAGAUCAACAUAUGAUUGGACUAAUAAAGAAAAAUCUAAAUCAUUAGACAAACCAUCAUAUAAUAGUACAAAAAAAGAAGAAAAAGAAAAAGAUAAAAAAGAUACAAAAAAAGAUUUGUGUGAAACUGAAGUUGAAGUACGUGAGAAACGAGGUAGCAAAGGAAAAUACGGGACAAAUGAAAUGCUUGAAUCCGAUAAUCCACCACCAGAAUAUAAGUCAGAUUAUAUGGUGAUUGAUUUAGGUGAUGCUGAGGUGGGUACUAUCAGUGACAGAAAUGUGGGAUCCACUUUAAGUGGGGUUCAGAGACCUCACGCAUUAGACACAGAAGAUGAUGAAGGAAUUGAAAUGAAAAUUAUUGAACCUCGUAGACCUCAAUAUAUACCACGCACUACUUUUGACAUAGCUCAAACUCCUGUGGAUACUACUAUAGAUUUUUCUCUCCGUGAACAUAGCGGAAAGCAAGAUAAAUCAAAAAUAUCUGUUAAUGGUACAGAAGUAACUGGAUCCCUCUCUUUUCAAACUUUUAAUAGUGUGAAAUGUGGUAUUGGUGGAAACAAUUCUAAUACUAGUCAGGGUAAAGUAAUUCCAAGUUUAUGCUCCAUGAUGUCUGCAUCCUUACAAACACAAAAUAUCACAAUGGAAGGUUCGAGGUAUACAGCGCAUACUACUGGAUCUGGAGAAAAAAAAUCCUUAGAUGAAAAUGGAAAUCCAGUACAAUAUAAUGGAGAACGAAAAAAACCUAGAAGAAAGCAUACUCAAGAACCUAAUGUUAUUGUAUAUAGUGCUGAAAAUGUUGAAGGACAUCGCAACAUUGAUGAUAUUGAAAUUUUAAUUAAUUUUAUUGAAAAUAAAGAAUCAAAGAGCAAAAAAGGAAAGCCAGGUAAUCCAGUAAGAGUAAAAACUAGUUCAGGUGCAAAACCAAGAAGCAGAGAAAAGGAUACUAAAAGGGAACAGUUACCAGCCAAAUUACAGAAGUCUAAUUCACUUGAAGAAAUAUCUAAGACUAAACUUGAAGAUCUUACAACAGAGAAAAGCAUCAGUUCGAGUGGUGCCAGUAGUAUAUCGAGUCAACAUGGUACAAUCAAUGUUGCCUUACGUCGUGCGAAACAAAGAAGCACGGGAGACCCAGCUAUCGAUAGUCGCGGUGAUAGACGAUCUUGGGGAACAGAAGAAGGUCAGUCUAUAUAUUGUAAUGAUACCGGAGAUGAUUAUGCUAGUCGUCGAAAUUCCAAUAAAAAAAUCAAUCCAGAGCCUGAACAUGAAACAGAAUUCCUGGUAGUUACGAAAAAGAAAAAAAGUAAAAAACAGAGAAGAAGUUCCAGUGGAAGUAGAGCGCAGAAUUUAACAACAUCUGGAUCUUAUCUUCAAAAUUCAAGAGGAUUCUCUAAUGAAUAUAGAACACCACUUUCUCCUGAACUUAGAAGAAAAUCUGCAAGUAGUAUGCCACCAAGUGAUAAAUCAGACAGUAGUGAUUCUGAUUCUGUCCAUUCAUUACCAGUCACAUCAAACACGUCCAAACAUAAUUUAUCAAAAAUAGCUACCUCAUCUGGUGGAACGCCGCAAGCUAGUUAUGCGGAUAUAGCUCGUAUGGCAACUAUUAAUAUGACUCACAAUUCAGUGUUAAAUAUGUCUACAAUAGUUCCAAAUAUGUUAAAUCCAUCUUCAUGGCCUAGUGUGCCACCUAAGACACCCUCGGAACCAGAUAAAAUUCCUCAAGAUUAUUAUCCUAGCUUAGACGAAUUACAACACUCCGAUAGAAAAACAAGGCAACAUAAUUUCACCCAUUCAAAUCAUAUUUUAAACUUAAGUUUUGAAAAACCACUUUCACCAACUUUGACAAAAAUGAAAAAUUCAACAGAAAGAAAAAAAGCUGAAGCUCAAGAAGAAGCUAUUAAUAAAAAUAUACAAGUUAUUAAAUAUGUACAAGAUAUUGAAAAAAUGCGUGAAAAUUUAACACAACAAGAACAAAAAACUGUAAAUUUUAAUAAUCAUAACACAACAUCGAACGAAGUUUCAGUAACGAACACAGUGCCAUCAAAACUUGGCAGUGCAAUAAUAAAUUGCAAUCCUGAUUCUGAUAACAAUAAUUCCAGUUGCAACAAUGUUAAUAAUAAGGAGACAGUUGUAAAUACAAGAUGUAAUAAUCCUCGAGCACGCCGAGGAGGUUACACACAAAAUAAUCAAAAUGUACAGAAUCAAGUACCAUACGAAGAUCAACAUUUUAAGAAAGUUGGAUAUACACUUUACGAUGAAAACACAAAAAAACAGAAUAUUGAAAAUUUUAAUAUACAUUGUGAAAAUAAAAAUAUUUUGGGUACUGGUUCAAAUGAUGAAAUUGAAUCGCAAAAAACCAAUGUAAAUAAUCCAAAAUCAGUGCAAGAAGUGCAAAAUAUUGAUUCAGAUGCUAAGUUGACAAAAAAUGAAAAAUCGACAAAGACUACAAAAGAACCAAAUAUUAAUAUUAAGCAUGAAACAAUUAAAUCAGGAAAUGCACAUUCUGUAAAUUCGAAACAAGAACAACAAGAAGAUUCUAAAUUGAAAAAAGCAAAACAAAAUUUCACAGAUAAAGAUCAAACGCAAAAAACAGAAUCACAAAUAUCUAAUAAACAGAAAGUUUCGAGGCCUGCAGUUAUAUUACUAGAUGAAACUUCAUCAGAUGUUACUAAGAAUAGUGAGUUGCCAACAGAACUUAGAUUCGGAUUUGAAAUUAACGAACAACUUUUAUUAUCAGAAGAUUCGACGACCGAAGAGACCUCAAGUGCCACUUCUGUAUUUCCUUCUGUAGUUCCACCACUUAUAAACAAACCACCUUCUAAUUUUGAUAGAUAUCCUCCAAUAUUUGAUAAACACAUGAGAUGUGAUAAAUUUACGCCUAAUUUCAUGCAAUCUCCAAAUACGCAUGUAACUCAACAAUCUUUGCAUCCGGUGAUGGUACAACGAUUACCGUGUAUGGGUUAUCCUCCAAGAUUUCCUCCUCCUACAUGUCUACCACCACCACCUACACCUCCGCCAGGAAUAAUGGAGAAAUAUCAUCAUCAACCAAAAGAAGAUUUUUCUAUGCUUUAUGUAGCACCUGAAGAAGACGUUAAUAUACAAACAUACAAUCAUGAUAAAAUCGUCUCAUUUGUUGGUUUAGCAUGGGACGCUGUUAUGAGAGAAAUGCCAGUAACUGCAGGUGGUCGUAUACAGUUCUACAGUGGUCAGUGAAAUGGGCACUAAGAAAUAUGGGAAUGUAAUAAAAACAUGCGUUUUUACAUUGGUUGCACCCAACAUGCACUGAAUGCAACUUCUUCGGUUUGAUGACCCGUCUAAAUGCUGUUACAUUGUUGUAUAUUAUAUUUAAAAGAAAAACGAAAAAAAAGAAAAAGAAAAAAAAAGCAUUCGAAAAUUUGUAUUUAUUGCAAUGAGUACGACCAAUGAGUACGAAUUUUCUCUGCCUUCGUUAGUUUUCAACUGUCCUGCGUAAAAAAAAGUUCACCAGUAAAUUUUGUUGAUCAUCAUUGAAAUGUUAUAUAUAUAUAUAUAUACAUUACAUUUACACAUAUGUACAUAUACAUAAAUCUAUACAUGUGUAUAAGUAUUAGUGUGUAGAAAGACGUUUCUAUCAUUUGUACAACAAACGAUGAUUAUUAUCAUUAUUUUAUUAUCACUACUAUUAUUAUUACUAUUAGUAUUAAUGGAAAGGAUCUGUUGAUAGCGUGUAUUUCAAAUUUUCGCGCGCAUUUUGCUGAGACUUCAGAUCAAUAACUUUCCCUUCUCUAAAAUAUAUUAAAAAUCUCGGAUUUUAUUUCAUUGAUCAUUAUUCAUUAUUUAUCCCGGAAGACAAGGAACUUCAAAGAAUGUACAUUAUCUUGAAAAUAUAACUAUUUUUCUAGUUAUUACACUAUGUAGAAAUACGAAUUUCGCGGGUCGGACAUUAUUGUUUUUUUAUAAAACGCGGUAGAGCGUAAAAGGAAUCAUCGUAAUUAGUAAAACGAAAUUAUACUAUAUCGAUUAUGUCAAUCGAGCAAUAUAUCAGUGUUGCUUCUUUAUUUCUUUUUUUUUUUUUUUGUAAAUAUAGCGACAAUAAAAGAUAUCAUUAAAGAAAGAAAAAAAAAAAAGAAAAGCAAGUGCGAAGCGAACCAAUUAACAGCAGAGGUUAGAAGAAGAAGAAAGAAGAACGAGAAGAGCAUGAUUACGAAAUAAAUUAGACUGAUUAUUUUCUUGAUUUUAUUAGUAAUAAAUGUUAACAAGAGCGUAUUGCGAAGCUUGAAAGAAAACAAAUGCAAUCACUCGUUAACUUUUUUUUGAAAGAACGAAAUGUUUUUUUUGUCUCUUUUCUUUUUCUCUUUUUUUUUGUACAGGCAAGAGAAAUAUGUUCUUAUUUUUGUGAUUCAGUAUUGGAAAAAUUUGUAAUUGUGUUUUCUUAUGAUAUACGUGAUAUUAAAUAAGAGUGUAUGAAUUAGAGCGUAUAAAAAGAAAUAAUUGAAAUUUUGCAUUGUGUGAAAUAUAUAUAUAUAUAUAUGAAAAAAGAGGAAAGAAGCAAAAGAUGAAAUUUAUGUUUAAAAAUUUUUUUUACAUUAUCGUCUUUUGCGAACUCGAGUUACGAGAAAAUGAACGAAUAAUUGUUAAAAUAAUUUUCUGCCAUGCCUUCAAUUAUCUGAUGUCGAUGUUAUUUGAUUGCUUGGCAUUAAAUGAUAUCACUUGCGCUACAAAGUUGAGAA